This is a messenger RNA of Aptenodytes forsteri (emperor penguin), 605 nucleotides long. It is a transcript of the gene SRRD, whose product is annotated as SRR1 domain containing. The transcript is spliced from 4 exons. The record is from RefSeq and is a predicted model, not a curated record. Gene Ontology annotation, cellular component: cytoplasm; nucleus. NCBI's taxonomy places the organism in Eukaryota, Metazoa, Chordata, Aves, Sphenisciformes, Spheniscidae. The coding region runs from base 1 to 495 and encodes 164 amino acids. Gene Ontology annotation, biological process: microtubule-based process.
AUGGCCCGCUCCGAGGGGAAACACGACAUUGAGGGAUCGGCCACGCUGUUUUACAUGGUGCACUGCGGGAAAGCCUUGUACAACAACCUCCUGUGGAGGAACUGGUCCGCAGGGGCACUGUCCAAAAUGGUCAUCAUCGGGAACAGCUUUAAAGGAAUCGAGGAGAGGUUGUUGUCACGAAUAUUGGAGAGAGAUUAUUCUUACAUAGCAAAGGUCUUGAAAGGGACAGAGGAAGUGGCACUCCCCGCUCACCCUCGGUACCUGGACACCUUUAACGACACCUCCGUCCACUGGUUUCCCGUACAAAAACUGAAGGAACUCUCCCCCGAGGUCUGGGACUUCACGGAGGAGCCGACGUACCAAGACUGUGACAACUUGGAGAUCAUCAGAAAGGAGGACAGAGCUGACCGGCGGAGUCCUGACCGCUCUCUGCAGCAGGGGUGGGGCCUUGGGGCCGUCUCUUGUCCCACAGUAGCUCCUACGCAGCUGAGAUGAAGCUCAAGCACCGGCAGCAUCAUCGUGCUCCGCCAAAAGCGGCAGCACCCAAACACUGAGCGUGAUGGGACAUUUUUGUAUCCUAAUUACUUAAUAAAAGGUAAAGCUGU